AAUAAGAAGCAUAACACUCCAACUCCGACCACAAGCUUUUGUCCCAUUAGCCGUCCAGCUCCUAUAAACUCCUCGUAAGUCAUAAUCCAUUAUUAGGAAAAUAUAUAAUUCGUUAAACAAAAUCUCAUUUAAGUACAAGUUAAGUCCUAUUCCAUUACUUAAUUAUCAAAAUUAAUCCCAAAAUCAAAAUCAAAUCAUUUUUCCUGAUUGACUGACUUUGUAGAGAGAGAGAGAGCUUCUUUGUAUUGGUGGUGGGUUUUUGGGCUAAUUAACCAAUCAGUUCGGUCUGAUUGUUUUGGUAGAGCAAGAGAGUAAUAUGAAGAGGUACAGAAAUAGCGAAAUCUGGGAUUUCGAGCAUCACGUGCCCCUGGCUUUAGGGGCCACAGACGUCAUUCUGGGCUUAGAUGGUGGCACUACUUCUACUGUCUGCAUUUGCAUGCCGGUCGUUCCCUUCUCCGACCCACUCCCUGACCACCCGCACGUGCUCGCACGCACCGUCGCCGGCUGCUCCAACCACAACAGCGUCGGUGAAGCUGCUGCUAGGGAGACGCUGGAGCAAGUUAUGGCGGAGGCGCUUUUGAAGUCGGGUUCAAACCGGUCUGCAGUUCGAGCUGUUUUUCUUGCUGUGUCUGGAGUUAACCAUCCAACUGAUCAGGAAAAAAUAUUAGACUGGCUGAGGGAUAUCUUUCCCAGCCACGUGAGGCUAUAUGUUCAGAAUGAUGCUGUAGCUGCUCUGGCAAGUGGAACUAUGGGAAAACUCCAUGGAUGUGUUUUAAUUGCCGGAACAGGAACCAUUGCUUAUGGAUUCACAGAAGAUGGUAGAGAAGCUAGGGCUGCGGGAGCUGGGCCUGUGUUAGGUGAUUGGGGAAGUGGAUAUGGAAUAGCUUCACAGGCAUUAACUGCAGUUAUUAAAGCCCAUGAUGGGCGUGGUUCACAUACAAUGCUUACAUCUAGUAUUUUACAAUCACUUGAUCUUUCUUCUCCAGAUGAACUAAUUGGGUGGACUUAUGAAGAUCCAUCUUGGGCCCGGAUUGCAGCACUUGUCCCAGUUGUUGUAUGUUGCGCUGAGGCUGGUGAUGAGGUUGCAAAUAGAAUUUUAUAUGAUUCUGUCGAGGAGUUGGCAUCAAGUGUGAAAGCUGUUGUUCAAAGACUUGACUUGAGUGGAGAAGAUGGUAAACACUCCUUUCCACUUGUGAUGGUUGGUGGUGUACUCGAAGCAAAUAAGAGGUGGGAUAUAGGAAAAGAAGUUGUGAAGUGCAUCAAUAAGAACUACCCUGGGGUCGUUGCAAUUAGGCCUAAGGUGGAGCCUGCAGUUGGUGCAGCUUGGUUAGCUUGGAAUUUUUUCAUGAAAGAAUCUUUGAGAGGAUGCUUGAAAAGCUGACCACAGAAGAUUUGUAGGUUCAUCAAUUGUAUAGUGGAAAAACAAACAACCAAGAAAAAGGGGAAGACGCAGUCAUUAUGAAUAUUUUAUCCAUCUAGUGUAUAUGUAUAUGCUCUACCUUAGUGUUUGGUAGGCAGAUUUUUUUGGAUGAUUUUUCAAUUACUGGGAACUGUAUAACAGUAUAUUAAAGGUGAAAGGUCGUUAUUUGCUGUCA
Messenger RNA from Humulus lupulus (European hop), 1595 nucleotides. RefSeq lists its product as uncharacterized. The record is from RefSeq and is a predicted model, not a curated record. NCBI's taxonomy places the organism in Eukaryota, Viridiplantae, Streptophyta, Magnoliopsida, Rosales, Cannabaceae. The transcript has 7 exons. The coding region runs from base 317 to 1381 and encodes 354 amino acids.